AUGAUCAAGCUGCCUGAUCCCAAGGACCUACGCGAUGAGAGCCCCAGCGAUGCAGAUGUGAGUUACGACGCGAGUUCAGAAAGCCUGCUGCCCGAUGAGGAUUCGAAGACCAGCCACAGUUCGCAAGGGCCAGCUCAAGAUCUAACUGGCACAGGUCUAACAUCGCAUCUAGAGAAAGCGCCUCUCAAGAGUGAAAGUCACACGUCGCCGAGUUCGUUCCCGAGUGUAGAAGCCUCACAGCCUGGUUCUGAAAACAAGAAAAAAAGGAAGCUAGAGUCGGAAGACAGUGAAGAUGCCACCAAAUACAGCGAGGGGCCUGGAGAAGGCCCAUCUACAGGACAAGGAGGGUCCCUAGCAAGGUCGAAAACCAGCAAGGGCAAGCAAAAACAGGUGGACGGCUCAGACUCGAGCCAUCAAGGGGCAAAGAAGAAGAAGGCAGCAUCAGGAAAGCCAAAUACGGAGAAUAAGGAGGACAGAGAAAGACGAAGCCCAUCAGCUAGUGGGGCGGAAGCAUGGUAUGACUGGGACUAA
Messenger RNA from Aspergillus versicolor CBS 583.65, 531 nucleotides. RefSeq lists its product as uncharacterized. The record is from RefSeq and is a predicted model, not a curated record. NCBI's taxonomy places the organism in Eukaryota, Fungi, Ascomycota, Eurotiomycetes, Eurotiales, Aspergillaceae. Bases 1 to 531 code for a protein of 176 amino acids. The transcript is spliced from 2 exons.